Messenger RNA from Sus scrofa (pig), 2296 nucleotides. NCBI's taxonomy places the organism in Eukaryota, Metazoa, Chordata, Mammalia, Artiodactyla, Suidae. The record is from RefSeq and is a predicted model, not a curated record.
CUCAGACAUGAGAGUUUACUAAGAUGUAGUUAAAGUGACUAUGGAGUUGAACAAACCGCCAAAAGAAAUAAUAAAGGGAAGAGACAACCAAAGACAAAAGCUUUCCAAUUAUCUAUGUUAUAUUACUACAUUAGCGUUUUCCAAAAAGAUAAAGCCUACCAAAGGAGGUGGUGAAAGUCUUCUUUGAAAAUGGAACACUUGGGGAGGAGAUUCGCCAGGCUUGUUUUUGCUAGGACCUAAAACCAGUGGUCCUUGGGACGUACCAUCUUCCAGUGUCGGUGUAGACACCUCUUACUGCCUGGCCUGGGCUCUGUGAUCAUUAUGAGUUUGGUCACUGGAACAAUUCCUCAUUUCCUACAUAGUCCUUGCACUACCAUGCCCUUUGCACCCAAGCAUCUUGUCAAAGACUCCAAAAUGUUGUCCUUUGCUUAUCAUGUGUAAUAAAAUUAGUGUGUAAUUCUGGCUUCUUCAUUAAGUUGCAAGGUCCCUGAGAGCAGAGACUAUGUCUUACAUGUUGACUACAUGCAUUAAAAAUUGUAUUUUCCAAAACUUGUGAUUUUUCCAUAAGCCUAACAGAGUGUUUAGCACAUGCAAUGUGAAAAUCAAGUCCUUGUUAAUUGAUUAAAUCCUACAUGUUUGGGUAGUAAUUCUGAGAUUGGGGAUGGAUGGGCAACUUUGAGUCACAGGUUGCACACUUCUUAGACCUGAGUGUUCUGGGUUAACUGACAACUAGUUUCACUGAUCAACAAGGAUGUUUCCCCAAAAGGUCAGCUAUCUCCAUAUUCAGUAAACUCAGUUGUAGAGAUGGCUGGACAUGUGAGUUCAAAAUCGUGGAUAAGAAAAUUCCUUGCACAUGGUGACUUCACUAUGAGUCCUGAUUCCUCCCCCCUUUUCUGAACAAAGGAGCUAUGAGGGAAGAAAAUCAGUCCUCUGCCCUGGAUUUCAUCCUCCUGGGAAUCAGUGGUCAGCAGAAACAGGAAGACUUCUUCUUCUUCCUUUUCCUAUUCAUCUACCCCAUCACACUGAUUGGAAACCUGCUCAUCAUCUUGGCCAUUCACUGUGACUUUCGCCUUCACAACCCCAUGUAUUUUCUCCUUGCCAACCUCUCUUUUGUUGACAUCUUCUUUUCCUCUGUAACCAUCCCUAAGAUGCUGGCCAACCAUCUCUUGGGCACCAAAGCCAUCUCCUUUGGGGGAUGCCUAACACAGAUGUAUUUCAUGAUUGCCUUAGGUAACACGGAUAGUUACAUCCUGGCUGCUAUGGCAUAUGAUCGUGCCAUGGCCAUCACCCGCCCACUUCAUUACACAACAAUCAUGAGCCCACGGGCUUGUGUCCUCUUAGUUGUUGGGUCGUGGGUGAUGGGAAAUGCCAAUGCUGUCCCCCACACCCUGCUCACGGCUCGUCUGUCCUUCUGUGCAAACAAGGAAGUGGCCAACUUCUACUGUGACAUUGCCCCUUUGCUCAAGCUGUCCUGUUCCGACAUCCACUUCAAUGUGAAGAUGAUGUACGUGGGGGUUGGUGUUUUCUCCUUGCCAUUACUAUGCAUCAUCAUCUCCUAUGUUCAGGUCUUUUCCACGGUCCUACGAGUUCCAUCCACCAAGGGUGUGCGCAAAGCCUUCUCCACCUGUGGGUCCCACCUCACAGUUGUUUCUCUGUAUUAUGGGACAGUCAUGGGCAUGUACUUCUGUGCUCUGACUAGUUACAGCCUCAAGGAUGCAGUGAUGACUGUGAUGUACAUGGCCGUGACCCCGAUGUUAAAUCCUUUCAUCUACAGUCUGAGGAAUAGAGACAUGAAGGCUGCCCGGAAACUCUUCAGCAAGAGCACCUCACAACCAGUGUGAGGUCAUCAUACACUGGAGACUGAGGUUACCAUUAGGAUGUACUUGGAAAUCCAUCUCCAAUGUCAUUCUCCUCCAAGAAGGUGCCUUUGAUCUUUCCAGCUAGAAAUCACUUUUCUCAUGAAUCUUGUAGCAAUAUAUGAUACGUCUUACUGAAAUGAUCACUUUGUACACACUACUGUCCAUUUGGCAGAGUAGCAGCACAGGAAUAUUGGGUUCUUAUUUCCCCUAAGUCAAUGACUAUCAGAGUAAAGUUGAGAAGGUCUAAGGCUCAGCUUCUACUUCUACGUAUUAGUCAUAAUAAUAACAUCUGCCCUUCUACAGCCACAGGAUGUGAGAAUCACAAUAGUUCCUGAUUUGAAGGAUAUAAAUCACUAUUCAAAUGUCAGUUUUUAUGUGGACCAUUGUGCUAAUCACCCCUACUAUGCCUGCAAACCUCUGAAGGCAGGAGCUGUCUU